Drosophila obscura is the source of this 2245-nucleotide messenger RNA. Its product is annotated as L-asparaginase-like protein GA18140. The record is from RefSeq and is a predicted model, not a curated record. Gene Ontology annotation, cellular component: lysosome. Bases 89 to 1375 code for a protein of 428 amino acids. The transcript has a single exon. NCBI's taxonomy places the organism in Eukaryota, Metazoa, Arthropoda, Insecta, Diptera, Drosophilidae. Gene Ontology annotation, biological process: protein deglycosylation. Gene Ontology annotation, molecular function: N4-(beta-N-acetylglucosaminyl)-L-asparaginase activity.
UUGCGCUCAGCUUCUGAUUAUUUUGCUGUUGCUGCUGCUGCUGCACGAAUCGCAGCACUCGAUCCCAUUGAAACGCUUUCUGCCGCUGAUGAUCAGCACUGGGAACUACACGGAUGCGAAUCGCGAGGCAUGGCUCGUGCUCCGGACGGGCUCCCAACAGACGCGCCAGUCUGUGAUCCAAGGCUGUAUGUACUGCCAGGAUUCGGACAACUGUGGCCGCCUACUCAGCGGUGCAUCCGCGCCCGACACCUCUGGCGGGAUCACCCUGGAAGCGGCCCUCAUUGAUGGCACCGACAUGCGUUACGGUGCUGUGGCCGGAUUGGCCGGCAUACGCAAUGCUAUCGGAGUGGCGCACGAUGUCCUGAGGUACACGAACCACUCCCUGUUGGUGGGUGAGGCUGCUGCCAGCUUUGCCGAGGCCAUGGGGCACAAGAAAGAGAAUAUCUCCACUUUGAACACCAAAGAGCUUUUGCUCGCCUGGCGACUGGCUAAUUGUCAGCCCAAUUUCUGGCGGAAUGUGCGGCCGCUGGCCAAUGCCAGUUGCGGUGCGUUCUCGCCGCUGCCCCAGGAGCAGCACCAGCGUGAGCUGCGUCAGGAGUAUCCCAUCGAGCAGGGCCAUUACGAUCAGGUGGGUUUCCUGGCCCUGGACAUUAAAGGCUACAUCCAUGCGGCCAGCCUCUCGAGCGGUGCACGCUUCCGCAUCCCCGGCCGUGUGGGCGACGCUGCUGUGCCCGGAGCCGGCAUCUAUGCCGACAACAAAGUGGGCGGCGCCCUGGCCACCGGAGAUGGCGAUGUCCUGAUGCGCUUUUUGCCCGCCCUGCUGGCCGUCGAGGCACUCCGUGCCGGACAGUCGCCGGCCAAGGCUGCCGAGGGGGUGAUGCGACGCCUGCUCAGGCACCACACGGAAUUCAAUGGCGGCCUGGUGGUGGUCAGCCGAUGGGGCAUCUACUCGGCCGUCUGUGCCGGACUGGAUGAGUUCCAGUUUGUGGUUAGCGGUGAUGGGAGUAGCAGGCACAUGCCUCGAGUGGAGAGAAUCAAAUGCUUGGAUCGCAAUGAAAUUGUAGUGGGAGGACCCAGGGGAAAAUUCUACUUGACUCCCAAGAAGUUAGUGAUGGCAGGGAGGAGGGAGGAUGUCGCGGCGCAACGAGUGGAGAAAGUAAAUCUUAAGGAAGAGAUCGAUUCCAAAGAGUUUGCAGAGGAAUACAUUGAAGAUGAGGAUAUGGAAAUAGAGAUGAAUGAGGAGACAGCGCAGGUGGUGCAGGAGGGGAAGGCAAAAGGGGAAUCCAUCUUAGAUGGAUCUUCUGGACAUCUGUUGCUCCAUCAGCUUGGUCUUGCCCCUCCCUUUACACUCCGUUUUCCUUUUCUAUACCUUUGAGUGGAUUCAUCCACCCCCCACCACCAUCCCAUUGUACUGUCUGUCCCAUCUGUCCCACACUCAUUUUCAUUUGUGUCAUUUGUUCUUCCCUAGUAGAACUUUUUGUCCCAGCCCACCUUCGCCCUCUGCAGCUCACAAUUUUUACAAAGAUUUCAGUUUUUCCAGUUUUACGUUUACGUUUUCGUUUCUGCUCCUUUCGCUUUCCUUUACGCAUUCGUAUCCCCCCAAUUCAUCUGCUUUGCAUAUUUCUUUGUUAUUUUUCCGUAUUAUUUUCCCUUCUUUUUUCCAUUUUGGGGGUUUAGUGUCCGCCCCCCAUCCCCGUCCCCGUCCCUGCUUUUGCGAUUGUGUAACGUAAUCCCCUCGUGUUGGUUUCCUUGGAAAAUCUGCUCUAAAUGUAUGCAAAUAAGUACAGUUGUGCUUUAAUUUGUGCGCGAGUCCAACAAAGUUUUUGCCUGGUUUGACCUUACCAUUUAAAGUUUCUCCGGAAAAACUUUUCAAUUGCGGCAUGCAAAACCAAAAGAAAAUCUUAUAUAAUUGAAUGUGGUUUGCCCGUCAGCUAAACUAUUCUGCCGCUUAUACUCCGCAUGAGGCAACUUUAUCAACAGAACAUGUACCAUAACCAUGUACAAUCUGUGUACACUGUACGUGGAAGUAACGUUCGUCAGAGCUUAUGUAGAGGUGCACUUCAACCAAUUAAAAGCACAAAUGUCUUACUCAGCCAUAUCUAUCACACGCCACGAUUAUAGUUUUUUUUCUGUGUGUCAUAAAAAUUGAUUACAACAACUCACACACACACCGAUCCGCGACCAUAAGUCAAAGAUAACCCAAUGCCAAAUAAAAUACCCAUUGGCCGGCGAUGGGCAAUCGAAA